CCCGCCCCGGGACUAUCAUUUGCAGGAUAAGAGGCCUCGGACUUGGAGCCUGAGUGUCCAAAGGGGCUUCUCAGAGCGGACCUCUGCUUGUACAAAGGAGUCGAGAGUUGUGGCUGAUACGGAAAAUGUGAGAUUUGGGGCCAGUGAGAUGGCUCGAAGCAUCCCAGGAAGAGCCCUGAAGAGUCAUGGGAGAGUUUGGAGCAUGUUGCCAUAUUGGGUUAUGGAAAUGACUUUAACUCCAGAAAGACAACUCCAUUUUUCAUGAGAAGAUGGAAGUUGUGAAAACGCCUAGGCAGGAAGUGAAUAAUGCAGAAGAACCCUUUGAAAAGGUGUCACCCCUCCUCUUGAAGAGCCUGGUGGAAGAGCCCAAGAAAAGAGAAGUGCCCAACCACCUUCUGGAAUCCAAGGUUUAUGCUAAGCUUCUGAACAAUAAAGUCAUCCAGGCCAAACCAGGCAUAGUUCAUUUUGGAGGCUACGAGAUAGAAAAACAGCACCAACAGAUUCUGUACAUCACCAACAUUUCAGAUGAAAACACACACGUUCAUAUUUUACCACCACAGACCAAAUACUUCCGGAUCACCUACGAGAAGAAGGAGCAUCACCUCAUCCCAGGCUUGUCCCUCAUGGUCACUGUUACAUUUUCUCCAGACGAGUGGCGUUACUAUUAUGACUGCAUCCGAAUUCACUGUAAGGGAGACGACACCUUGCUUGUUCCUGUUCAUGCCUACCCAGUCUUGAAUGACCUGGACUUCCCCACGUUUAUAAAUCUGUCAGACGUUCUGCUCGGAGAGAGCAAAAGCUAUGUGAUCCCCUUGCAGUGCAGCUGCCCCGUGGAUUUCGAAUUCCAUAUCACUUUGCUUCAGUCUCAUCAGGCCUUUACAAUUGAGCCAAAGUCAGGAAUAAUUCCAGCUAAUGGAAAGGCAACAGUAACUGUCAAGUUCACACCUAUCCAGUAUGGAUUGGCACAAAUAAAAACCCAGUUAUGGAUCUCACAGUUCAACUCUCAGCCAUAUGAAUGUGUCUUCACUGGAACCUGCCACCCCAACAUGGCCUUACAAUUAGAAGAGUUUAAAAGAGUAAAUACUCGUUCUAAGAAACUAAAUGUUCCUCUAGAAAAAACAGCAUAUAUACAAUUUUACCCAGCUCCGGCCAAGGCAAAGCCGCACAAGUUGAAGGAAAUUGAGUACCAGGACCUGCGAUUUCCAACAGAUUUGUCAAAUCCAUUCGCCGUGGCAACAGUCCUAAACCAAGAACCAGGAAAGAUGAAGAUCAAGGAAUUAAAACAAGUCCUGGACCAAUGUGAUGAAUUCUCAAAAACCAGACAGAUGAAGGAGGCGCUCUUCGAGCAGAAAGUCAGACAGGACACCCUGGAAGAGAGCAAGAAUCAUCUUAAAUGGCAGGUGCACCGUGGCAAAGAUCAAACAACUUUUAAGUUUAGAAAAGAGCUCAAUGAUGAACGGAGAAAAGCAUAUGAGAAGUACCAGCAAAAGAGAGACAACCCUGUCAAGGAGGUGGAGUUUCAACGACUCAGGACUGAGCAGAAGAACAAGCGGGUCGUCCGCAACUUGGAGGAGAAAGUCCAGGAAUUUCACCCUAAUUUUGACCCACUAGUUAACAACAUGUGGCUCAGCAGAUUCCGGGCACAAAGACGGUUUCAGCAAGCGGCGCGCAAGGUCAUGCUGGAACGAAGGUUGCUCCUUAUGCUGGGGGCUGUCCGAGAGAUGGACAAAGAGGACAUCAUAAGAAAGCUGGCCCAAGCCAAUCGCUCACUAGCCCACGGUGAGAACCCCUUCAGGUCCCUGCAGAUCCUAAUGAGUCAGGAUGACUACCCCUGGCACUACUCCGUGCGGCCCGAGGACGUGCUGCCCUUCGCCUUCCCGAUAGACUCUCAGAGCUACAACGAGAUGACUCUUGAUGGCCUUGGACUAAUCCCAGUUAAACCUUCAGAUGUUCAAAUCAGGCACAGUUAUCCCUACUUCAGUUUAAAGGUUCCUCAGUUAUACAAAAUCAAGGGCUAUCAGCCAUUUUCUGUCAACAAGUCCGCAACAUGUCACAAACUUCAGAAGCUUGCUCGGCCCCUGAAGCAAGGUGCUGAGGAUGAAGUCACCAUCAUAGCUCUACCUAAGCAGACCACCACACAGCUCUCGGCAAAGCCCAACCUCUUGAACAUGAAACCACCCAGUGGCUUAGCCAUGUCUGUAGAAUAUGAUCCUUUGUAUAUUUUUAACCCCAACCCAGGACUGUUUGCUGUGAAGCACCCUCUGACUUAUGCAGAAACUCUGAUAGACUACCAUCUGUGCUCUCACCCCAAGUACAAGUUCACUCAGGAGACCCACGUAGGAUCCAGCAUUCCUGUUACCCAAAAACACUUUCUCCAUCAUAAGGAUAUAAUUCCUGGAACCAUGAACUGGAAGAAGUUCCAGCCCCUGGUGUUCUCCUCCUUCUCUGACUCCCCAAGGACGGAAACCACUCAGAGAAAUGACUGGUACAGUUCCCUGAUGCUACCCACAGAUGUCCCUACCCUGCUAGAAGCCUUACCCGAAGAAGACAGAUUGGAAAGUACUGAGCGAGAUCUCUGUGAGCAGGGCAUAGAAUUCACGCUGACGCCAGAAAUGAUCCAAGCCGAAUUCCCCAUGGUGAACAAAGAAGCCAAGAAAGAGAAGGAUGUCAAAGACCAAGCCCAGCCCUCAGAGAAGGCGGGAGAAAGGGUGCUGGAGGAGAUGAAGGCUCUGCAGAACAAAGCUCUCAACACAUACUUGAUUCUAGAAUAAAAGCCUGUUCAAGUCAGUUGCCCAUCUCUGCCUUCAAAGGUCACUGAGGUCCGCUGAGUCCAUUUACAUUCAAGAUAUUUUCAGAAUUAAAGUUUCUAAUGACAAGAAUUGAAAGGCAGAUGCCUUGUUUGUAAAUUAUAUUUUUUUC
This is a messenger RNA of Psammomys obesus (fat sand rat), 2919 nucleotides long. It is a transcript of the gene Cfap221, whose product is annotated as cilia and flagella associated protein 221. Bases 270 to 2771 code for a protein of 833 amino acids. Gene Ontology annotation, cellular component: cilium. Gene Ontology annotation, biological process: cilium assembly; cilium movement. The transcript is spliced from 26 exons. The record is from RefSeq and is a predicted model, not a curated record. NCBI's taxonomy places the organism in Eukaryota, Metazoa, Chordata, Mammalia, Rodentia, Muridae.